GCUGGAGGGUAGGCGGUAGGAGCAUCUGUGCCCCACAGCCGUGCCGAGAGGCGCGUGGCUUCCCCACGGAGGGGGACCCGCCGGCCGUGCCGAGGAGCGCGUGUCUGGAGCGCGUCUCUCUCUCUCUCUCUCUGAAGUAUGAUGCAACCUUCGAGCAACUCUGCCUUCGUCCCUGCUGAGAUGAGGUCAUGUCUUGGCACAUGGGAAAUCCCCCAGGGGAGGGAGGGAGCGGGGGAGAGAGCGAGAGAGCGCCUGAGUCCACCCUUCUUAGCCUGCCUGAAGGGUCUUUCUUAGGCUGCACCUUCUUUCCAGGCUCUGAGUUGCAAGGCUGCAGGCUUCCCUUAAUAACCUGUUUUAUUUUUUUUAGAGAAGCUCCCAGGUCAUUUGAUUCUGAAUGCAGCUGCUUUGGGCCGCUCGUUCCUUGCCCCUACUUGUGUUGAGGCGAGCCUUCUUCUUUUUUAAAACCCACAAGAAACAAAUCCAGCUCAGGGCGAACUUAACAGAAGAGUGAUCACAGGCGUUUCCCACAAUUCUCUCUUCUCCACGUUUCAGUUUCCGUACACAUUGGCACAAGUCUGAGUUUUGCUGUUCGAAGGUCAGCCUGUGCACCUCCUCUGUGCUCUCAGAACUUUCAGGAAAUGGUUUAACUUGUGAUUGAUCCACGUGAAGAUUUAAGAAACAUCCUGGCAAUCUAGAACACCUUACUUUCUCUAAUAAAUCAUACUGUGGGUUUAAAGAAGAGCCUGUCCAAAUGAGCAAGACAUCACAGCAGAACACAACUGCAGAAACCAACGGAGUAAGUGUCAUCUACACCCAAGCACAAGCGAGUGGGUUGCAACAGGUUCCUCAGUUGGUGCCUAUUAGUCCUGGAGGUGGAGGCAAAGCUACACCUCCCAGUAAGCAGGGCAAGAAGAAUUCCACAAUUGAUAGAAACAGUGAUGAGUACCGCCAGCGCAGGGAGCGCAAUAACAUGGCGGUGAAAAAGAGUCGUUUGAAAAGCAAGCAGAAGGCCCAGGAUACUCUGCAGAGGGUCAACCAGCUCAAAGAGGAGAAUGAACGCUUGGAGGCUAAAAUCAAGCUCCUGACAAAGGAACUGAGUGUACUCAAAGACUUGUUUCUUGAACACGCUCACAACUUCACAGACAGUGUGCAACCUCUUGGCACAGAAAGCACUGCCACAAAUUCAGAUGGCUCUGGACAAUAGGUGCCCUUUCUCAGCUCAUGGGCAGAACAGUUUGGACACAGCCCUCCCUACACAAGUCAGGUGCAGCAGCAGAGAAACUUCUCUAAACUUUGUAACAUCUGUCAUUUUGUGGCUUCUUCUGUUUUUCUAAAUAGUAGGCUUAACACUGAAAGGUUGAUUCAAGUAAACUGCAAACUGUUUAUUACUAA
This is a messenger RNA of Zootoca vivipara (common lizard), 1392 nucleotides long. It is a transcript of the gene CEBPG, whose product is annotated as CCAAT enhancer binding protein gamma. NCBI's taxonomy places the organism in Eukaryota, Metazoa, Chordata, Lepidosauria, Squamata, Lacertidae. Gene Ontology annotation, molecular function: DNA-binding transcription factor activity, RNA polymerase II-specific; RNA polymerase II cis-regulatory region sequence-specific DNA binding. The record is from RefSeq and is a predicted model, not a curated record. Gene Ontology annotation, biological process: DNA-templated transcription; regulation of transcription by RNA polymerase II.